Molecule: messenger RNA, 3287 nt
Organism: Paramacrobiotus metropolitanus
Lineage: Eukaryota; Metazoa; Tardigrada; Eutardigrada; Parachela; Macrobiotidae
Product: serine/threonine-protein kinase fray2-like
Exons: 2
Coding region: 987-3068 (693 amino acids)
Source: RefSeq, a predicted model, not a curated record
UGUUAGGCAGACUUGUCAAUAUUAUUAAAAGUUAGCGAUUACGGUGCGACGUUUUGUGUUUCCGCAUAGCUCGCGAUCCAGAUCGUAUCGCUCACUCCACAGGAUAGAUCCCGUUUCUGUCUCUGUCUCUGGAUCCAUUCUGGAUCUAGCAUUAGAUGGUAGCAGAGCCGACAGCGGUUCUCUGACUUGAUUUGUGUCAGGCAAAGUUGGCCUGUUAUUUGAUGCGAAACCCGACCAGUAAGGCACAGGUCUGUUCAACAGCAAGGCGCACACCACAAGCGGUGCAAUUUCCUCAACGGAACGCGGAUUCCACCAGCUUUGGUUUUCGGUACAGUGUCUUCAGCGAAGACCUGUGCUGUUUCCUCAGCUGUGAAAGAGUGCUAGAUUUCAGUCGUCAGUGUUCCUCGGUGUAGAGUCUUCAGCGAAGACCUACACUGGUGUCACUGAUACUCGGCAAGGAUUCAGCGAAUCCUAAGCCGUGGGCCACAAGCGGCGAAGCGCUAAAAGGGGCGCACGGAUUUGCCAGAUCAGACUCCUCCAAACUGGAGUAGAGCAUUACUGUUGCUACGGCACAGCCGGCACAGUAGCCUACUAAUAGUGCGAGGCACGCUACGGAACAGCGGCGACGCGGGAACGGAGUUGGAAGAAGAAUUGGAUCAUCUGGAUCACUCUCCCCGUGGAACGGACGGACGUGGAACGGACAGACGGUGAACAGAUUGAAGCGGAAAAAUGGCACAGAAAGGUCAAGCCACUCCUAAACGUACGGGAACGGCGGCAGACAUCGAUCAGUUUACGGGCUAUAAUCCGAAAUGUCCGGACUGCUUAAGGAACAACAAAAAGGUUGAUAAGAAAUUCCCUUGCUACACUUGUAUUCACAAGCUGGAAGACCCACAUGCCGUCACGCUUGUUGGGAUCAUGGAAGCGAAACGAGGGAACUUGGACGUUUUUCGAAAUCUCAUUACGGCAGCAUCCCAGUGGAAGAGCGAAUGCUACUCGAGGAUCGCUACCGGGAAGCGAUCCGGAACAACGAACCUGGUUGGGAUGACACCUUGGAACCGUUGAAGUGUCCACAGACAGACGCGUAUCGGAGGAAAUUCGAAGAGGACCAGGAGAAGAUGCGAGUUCAGCAAAUGGAAGACGAACUCCGCGCGAAAAUUAAUGCGGAAAAUAAGAGGGCAAGCGAACAGGCCGCACGAGAGGCGUUGCCCAGUACGUCAGGUUUAGCUGCACCCACGGGCAUGGCCAGCCUUAAUGAAGACGAAAUGCAACUCGUACGACAGUCGCUUAUCAUUCAAAUUGAAACGUUAACGAAAGAUCCAGCUGCUAUGUCAGACGAGGUAUUCAAAAUGCUGUUGCGGGAGAAGAAACGACUUCAAGACGGGUUCGCGCCGGCACCCUACAUAAAGAAGGAAGUCGAAAGACGUAUGGAUGACCUACGUAAAUCUCGCCGAACUGAAAGCGAUGUGCUGCAAGCACUCAGAAGUUUUAAACGGGACGAAGGUUUCAUUCGACCUCGAUCGCCUCCGCAUAGAGAAAGGUCACGCGGACAUUCACGUGAACAUGAACGGGUUUCUGAAAGACGAAGCGAAAGGUCACGUGAACACUCUCGUGAAAGGACACGUGACUACCACAGUGAAAGGUCACGCGAACGCUCUCGCGACAGGGAUUACCGUGGCGGAAGAGGAUGGGUACGCCACGGCGAUGAAGUAACAGAGAUGAGCAUUCAGAGGAAGAUCGAUACAACGAAGUUAUUGGCAGCGACCAGAGAACGUGAAGAAAAACGGCGUGCGGAGACAUUCCGUACAGAACCUGAAAAGGAAGGACAUCAGGUGCCGACGGAAGUUGCUUUCCGUAAUCGUAACGUCAGGAUGUCAACACCCGAAAGGUCAUGGGAUAAAAGACGCGAACAUACGCGAAAUCGAACGCCUGACCCACGCGAUAAAAGAUGGCAACAGAGGGCUGCAUUCUACGCGACCUUUGACUCGGGCGCAAGUAAAAGGUCAUCGAGUGCGGAGAGGGAAGAUACACCCCCAAAAUAUCAGCGAAUGGAGUCAACAGUUCACGUAGUGGAUCCCAUCGUGAGUACCGUACAAGAAGAUGACGCGAUGGAAGGCACUGGCUCAGUUGUCGAAACCACGUCUCAAGAGAAUGUGACUCACCGACGAAAUGUAAUCUUGGAUAGUGACCUUCAACCGGCUUCAUCGACGAGUAAUGAACCGUCGCAGCCAGCAUCAGCAGACCGACGCGAACUGGAAGGUCAAGGCGAACCGGAUAAUCGUCGCCAAGGUGAUCAGCGAUUAAACUCCAGAUUUAAUAACCGACAACCAGAAAGUAUUGACAUGGAAUACAAGACGACUGAUAUCGAUGAGCAAACGGUCGAAAUUUGUCGAUACUUUGGACUUGAGCCGGAUUCGGUUGAAGCCAACAAAAUUGGCACAAUUCUGCGACAGCUGAGUCAUUUCUUACUCGACUCGGGUUACGCGAAAGAAAUUAAAGAGGGAGUGGAACAAGGACUUUUUCGCCGGUUAUUCAUCCACCGCGACUCGGUACGGGACUGUUAUCUCCCUAUCAGACAGAAUGGGCUACACAGCUUAGUGGAUUUGAACUUAUUGGAUGUACCAUUGGAUACAACUGACCCAAUCGGAAUGACACAGUUUUAUUAUCGCGAUUAUCCUGAACGGCAGGAAUAUGUGGCUCAGUUUGUUCUACGCUACGUGAAUCCGGCUUUCAAGUUGCUCGCAGCCAGAGCAUCAGUAGGACUUCAGGUGGAUCCGAAAGACUAUGCCGCAAAAAGGAUGGGGCAAAAGGUCUUUGCUGCACGACUGGCACAUUACAAGACACAGAACCAGCUGGUAUCGAAUACGAUGAGAGACGAUAUCCCACCGUUUUUCCGACCUCACGUCGCUAAAUUGGGACAACCGUUGGAACACAUCAGCAUAGCCCAUAAUGCUCGGAAGGCGCUGAAGAAAUGUAAGACACGGAUGGAAAAGGGCAACUUGACACAGCGCCAUGCCUCCCAAGUUGAAGAGAGGAUCAAUAAGAUCAAAGAUUCUCUAGGAAGUGACUAAGUGGAACCGGUAGACGGAGUCGAGACUUACAUUGAUGAAUUCUUGGUGAAGAAAAGUGACCGUCGUCCGGAACGUGCUCCUAACCAGAUGGGACGACGUGGUAUACGGAACCAGCAACUCCGAGAUAAUCUCGCUGACGUACAACGGCGACUGGCAGCUGACCCUAAUAACCGAAGACUGCGGUUAGAGGAGAACGACGCACGGCACCAACUUGAGAGA